AAUAGCCCAAUGUGUAGCUUUGCUCUAAGAAAUCAACAACAAACAAUUAAAGUUUCGAGAUUUCUAUUCUUACGAGCGGAUCAUCUUCAGGCAGUGAACAGUUAUUUUUAAUACCCCAAAAUACUAUCGAUACUGCCAUCAGUUACGCUGGUUGUUUUUGUAUAGCAGAAUGAGUGAUUUCACCCAAUUGUUUUUUAUCGGUCCUUUAUCUAAGUGUAACAGACGAAAACUACUCGGUACGGUGAAAUACGGAGACUACAUCAGUAGCAAACGGCAUAAAAAUAAGCCGGUAAUUUGAAGUUACUACUCAGGAUGUCCAGUCAUCUGCCCGAGGAAGAGCAACCUCAGCUUACUUGUGGGGUGUGUCAUCGCCGUUACCAUGAUCCCCGUCUGUUACCAUGUCUGCAUACUUUCUGUACUCGAUGUCUAAGUACUUUAGAACCCUUUGAAUCUGAGCGUGAUGACGUGCUGAAAUAUUCCCUGAACAGUUUUUCUCGUUUGAUGUCACAUGGUGCCUCUGAGUACGAGAGUAAAAAAUCUAGUUUCAGCUCCCUUCUAACUUUGGACAGGUCAAGUUCUCAAGGUAGUAGUUUAUCACGUGGAGUUCAGGUGCUUUGUCCAUCUUGUAACAGUAUUGUGGAUGUGACCAGAGAUGGCGUUCAAGGACUGACUCCAAAUUAUCUUCUUCGGCGCAAAAUCACAAAAAAUGAAGUCCAAGUUACAUCUAAGUCGACCAGCUGUGACAUGUGCACUGCAGUAGCUGAAGCGGUGAGUUAUUGUCAAGACUGUACUGUACGUCUCUGCUCAUUUUGUGCAGAAGCCCAUCGUCGCCAGAAGCAGAGUGCUACACACUUUUUGUCGACAUUGGAGGAAGCACGCGAAAAAGAGCUUUUCGCUGACUACAAGAAACACAUUUGCUUACUUCACAAAUCAUCAGAGGUCAGCAGCUGGUGUGAGUCGUGUCGACAGAUGGUGUGUGACCGCUGUACAAUUGACAAUCAUAGAGACCACCAAAUAAAUGACCUCAGUAAAGUGUACGAAAGUAAAACACAGCUCUUGAAAAAACUGAUGGACUACGUUGUGAGACGGAAGAUCGAUAUUGAAGAAGCCCUCGAAAACAUCCAGGAAGUCCAAAAGCAGCUUAGUGACCAAAUAGAGCAGUCCAGGGAGGAAGUAGAGAGGUUUAUUGCUGCUUACAUAAGAGCAGUUGAAACUCAUCACCAGCACUUGCUUCAGCACAUACAAAGAGUAGAAGUUGGCCGACAACGGGUAUUAAGAUUACAAAGGUUGCAAUUGGAGCAACUUUUUACAGACCUGAAUCACUGGGAGAAUUUCGUCCAAGAGCUUCUUCAAGAUGGAGAUGUUCCAGAAGUAAUGGGAGUAUACCGCCCAGUUCAGAAACGCCUCUUUCACCUGGCCCGCCUGAACCCCCCACUACAACCUCGUGUCUCUCCUGCGUUAAGUUUCUUGCCUCAAGAACAAGUAGGUGACGUGGACGGAUACCUUUUAUAUGGUGUAGUUUCUUCACAAAGUGCUUGUCCAUCUUUAUGUUUUAUUCAGGACGCUGGCCUAAAAAUGAUAAAGGCUGGAUGUAAAACGGAGAUAACGCUGUUCGUGAGAGACUCGGAUGACCAACCUGUAAUUCACAACAGAACCAACAUACAUGUUGAGCUUCGUCGUCUCACAACCACCUUUGAUUCUCGAGAGUCCACCCUAAGAAAGUCUCAGAUUUCCUUAGAAUCCUCCAAACCGCUGGUGCUGUACCACAUGAACAUUCAGGGGAGGGAGCGUUCAAAUAAUAGAUUUAAUGAUUUCCAUAGAACAACUCGCCAUCAAGACCACGUGGAAGUUACAACUCAAAAGGACGGUUCUCAUAUAUUGAGUUUUACAGCAACCCAGACUGGUAAUUUUCGGUUACAUGUUACAGUGAACGGACAAGACAUCAAGGGAAGUCCUUUUCCAGUGACAAUAGCACCAGCCGGUAAACGACACACUGGAGUGUAUCACUGCUGUUCGUUCUGUUCCAGCGGUGGUUCGCGAGAUGCCCGCUGUGCUUGUGGCGGCGUCAUGCCAGGUGGUUACCAAGGUUGUGGUCAUGGUCACAGUGGUCAUCCUGGACAUCACCACUGGAGCUGUUGUGGGAAUUUUGCCGAAAACUCUGAGUGCUCAAAAAGAACCACAGUAUAUGAAUAUACAGUAUGAAAUUUUUACCAAAAAUGAAGUAUCUAUCCACAAACUAUUUGUGACAAAUAACCAAUCUGUACAUUAAAAUAAUUUUAUAUUAUAUUCACUUCAUUACACCUUCUAAUAGCUUUUAGAAGUAAACUGAGUUACUUGUGUCAGUGAAAAAUAAUUGUUAAUGGCGAUUUCUUUUUUUUCACUUAAAAUUUUUUGCAUACAGUAUUAUUUAUAAACAUUUUGACAAACAGACAAAAUUACAGCAUGAAAUUUCUCUGUCCCGGUGUACAAGAUUUGGAGAUCCUAUUGAUUUAUUAUAUUUUUUCAAACUAGGAAUUAAAUAGACUUGUAUAUUUAAAAACAGCUUUUCUUUAGUAAUGAUUAUUAUGUUUUUUUUUUUUAGCCUCAGGACAUAAGAAAUAAAUUCCUUAUUACCAUAGUCUCUAUCUAAUGCUAUAUUUUUCCAUUUAUGAACUUAAUGAAGUCUUUGUAAAAUAGGUCAAUGUAAUAAGUUCAAAGGAUCAAUUACACUAAUACCCAUUGCCUGCAGAGACUAAGUAUGAAACUAUGUAAUCAGUACAUGCCCACACCAAGGAAGAAUAGGGCUAAUUCUACGAAAUCAAAGUGUGGCAAAUGUUAGAGAAAAACAUACCAAAAUAGUAGAGUAUCAGGACAAUAAGAUGACAUUUUAUUCAGGUGGAUGGUAGUUAAUAAAUAUUUAAUAAUUAAUGUGAUACUCACCUAGAAGUUCAUGUUUGUUAUAUUUUUAUAUGUUUAAUAUGCAUAUCAAAGUCUCCCAACACCUAAAAAACUUGCAGAAACCUGGAACAUCUGUAUCAGUCAGAUUGCCACUCAAAAUAUUUCUGUUAUAAAAUAUCAACCUGAAAA
Limulus polyphemus (Atlantic horseshoe crab) is the source of this 3066-nucleotide messenger RNA. RefSeq names its product tripartite motif-containing protein 45-like. Gene Ontology annotation, molecular function: zinc ion binding; ubiquitin-protein transferase activity; protein binding. Lineage: Eukaryota; Metazoa; Arthropoda; Merostomata; Xiphosura; Limulidae. The record is from RefSeq and is a predicted model, not a curated record. The transcript is spliced from 6 exons. Bases 313 to 2202 code for a protein of 629 amino acids. Gene Ontology annotation, biological process: positive regulation of DNA-templated transcription. Gene Ontology annotation, cellular component: nucleoplasm; chromatin.